CCCUUACAUCACGCCAAGCAUAUGCUCCCUAAUAUUCUGCCCUUCUUCUUUCCUAAUAAAACCUGCACCCGCUCCCACACUUCUUCUCCCUCACUACCAUCAUCACCAAACCCUUCACUUUCUGCCCACUCCGAUUUUGGGUUUUCGGAAACCUGCAGUAUUAGAUGAAGUUCGGGAAAAGGCUGAAGCACCAAAUGCAGGAGACGUUGCCGAGCUGGCGUGACAAGUUCUUGUCAUACAAGGACUUGAAGAAGCUUGUGAGGCUGAUUUCUUCGGCUCCGGCGGUGUUGAAUGGGAAGUCCGGUAAGGCGGAGGCGGAGUUUGUGUACCUGUUGAACAAUGAGAUCGACAAGUUCAAUGCCUUCUUCAUGGAGCAGGAGGAGGACUUCAUUAUCCGGAAUAAGGAAUUGCAGCAGAGAAUUAAAAAAGUAACUGACACAUGGGGACCGAAUGGUAGUCAUGCUUCAAAGACUACAUAUGAAGAUGAAGUCGGGAAGCUUAGAAAAGACAUUGUUGAUUUCCACGGUGAAAUGGUGCUCUUGGUCAACUACAGCAAUAUCAACUACACAGGAUUGGCCAAAAUACUGAAGAAGUAUGACAAGAGAACAGGUGCUCUGCUGCGCUUGCCAUUCAUCCAAAAAAUACUAGAGCAGCCCUUCUUCACCACUGAUCUUAUCUCAAAGCUUGUCAAGGAAUGUGAAGGCAGCAUCGAUGCAGUGUUCCCAGUGGAGGAAGAAGAGGAGAGGAAAAAAGAAGUAAGGGAAGCAAUAACAGUUGGCGGGGAAGGAAUAUUUCGAAACACAGUUGCAGCUCUACUGACAAUGCAAGAAAUUAGAAGAGGAAGCUCUACUUACAGUCAGUAUUCUCUACCACCAAUCAACAUGCCUGCAGACUCGGAUCUCAUCCAGUUAGUCCAACUCAACCCUCCCAUAGCAAUAAUCUAGUGAGAGCUAGUAGCUAGGGAGUUAAGCAGACAAACUGGAGAUAGCUUUAUAUAAUAUAUAUACAGGAUAGCACAGGAACUGGAAAAUGAUCACACGAUUCUUAUGUAAUCGUUUCAGAGAACCUGCUACAGACUACUGUCAUAUAUCUUAUCAUAUAUGGUACUAGGUAGCAAGGAGAAGAGUUAUGUACGUUUUAGUAAUUAGUCUUUUUGUAAUGUGGUUUGGUUCAUAAUAGUUGGAGAAACCAUAUGUUAGAGUUGAUCAGAGGAUCGAUCACAGGUCAAUAUUUCAUUAGCUAGAG
Molecule: messenger RNA, 1245 nt
Organism: Rosa chinensis
Lineage: Eukaryota; Viridiplantae; Streptophyta; Magnoliopsida; Rosales; Rosaceae
Product: SPX domain-containing protein 3
Exons: 3
Coding region: 165-944 (259 amino acids)
Biological process (GO): cellular response to phosphate starvation
Source: RefSeq, a predicted model, not a curated record